Messenger RNA from Vigna unguiculata (cowpea), 1693 nucleotides. Its product is annotated as Haloacid dehalogenase-like hydrolase (HAD) superfamily protein. Lineage: Eukaryota; Viridiplantae; Streptophyta; Magnoliopsida; Fabales; Fabaceae. The record is from RefSeq and is a predicted model, not a curated record.
UUACCCAACCUGUCUGUUCUAUAAACCACAAUUUUGCUUAAAAAUCAGAAUCAAAUUCAAAAACAAAAAAUAAAAAUAGAAAAAGGAAACGUAUAGAAAAAGCUUCUCCGAAAAUUUGGCAAAAGAGAAGAAAAGAGAUUCACGUUUGGUUCAUUCUCCCGUUCGCUCCCUUUCUCUUUCAGGCCAUUUUUUCUUGACGAUAAAGUUGCGAUUUCACUGGUGUCGUUUUGCCCAAGAUGAUGUCGUUUUCGGGAAUAUAGUAAUUUGGGUCUGGGAAUCUGGAUUGAAGUUCUUUCUUCAGCAUUGGUUACUUUUGAACACUAUUCAAUUUGAUAAUUGGUUGGUCCCCUCGUUUUUGCGGAACUCAAAUCAGUUAGGUUAGUGAAAAAUGAUUGAAUCAAUUGCCGCAACUUCACUCCUUGGCCACCGUCCAAUUUUUGGUGGAAUCUUGGCCAGGGAUGUAUCUGUUAAACGCAAAUCUUUGAAUUCUUGUCGGCUGCCAACAACCGAGUUUCUUGGUGGUGGAAGGAUUGUGGUUUCUUUGACUUUGCCUAAAUCUGAUAAGCAAGAUAGGGUUAUGUUCUCAUCAAUUAAGGCCUUGGCUGUGGAGUUAACAAGGGAAGCACAUGCUUACAGGGAAGAGAAAUUGCCCAAUAGAGAUAAUAGCAGGAUUGAUAGUGGAUUUGAUCAAAGGCCUGAUUCAUGGCCUCCGGCCAAUAGAGCCGAUAACCCCUCCCUCCGGAAUCCGUUGCUCCGGCAUGAGAGGAUGGGGUGUGGUUGGUUGGGUGCUAUAUUUGAGUGGGAGGGAGUUCUCGUUGAGGACAAUACUGAUAUAGAGAAACAGGCUUGGCUGGCACUCUCCCAGGAAGAAGGCAAACCCUCUCCUCCUGCUUUUACCCUCAAGAGAAUAGAAGGCAUGAAGAAUGAACAGGCAAUUUCAGAAGUUCUGUGUUGGUCGAGGGAUCCAGCACAAUUAAGAAGAAUGGCUAAUAGAAAGGAAGAAAUCUACCAAGCUUUACAGGGUGGGAUAUAUAGGUUCAUGCCUGGUUCCAAGGAGUUUGUUAGUGUUUUAAUGCAUUAUAAGAUACCAAUGGCAUUGGUUUCCACGCGUCCUAGGAAGGCUAUUGAGUCUGCUAUAGGGGAGAUCGGGAUUGAGGACAAUUUCAGUGUCGUUGUAGCAGCAGAGGAUGUUCACAGGGGAAAGCCUGAUCCUGAAAUGUUUGUUUAUGCUGCACAGCUUUUGAACUUAAUACCUGAGAGGUGUAUUGUGUUUGGAAACUCCAAUCUAACAGUGGAGGCUGCGCACGAAGCACGGAUGAAAUGUGUGGCUGUUGCUAGUAAGCAUCCUGUCUAUGAGCUUGGGGCUGCAGACUUGGUUGUCAGACGCCUAGACGAGCUUUCUGUGGUUGACUUGAAGAAUCUCGCAGACAUUGAAAUGAAUGAAUUUGGGUCUCCAGAGCCUGAGGUGGAGAUGGAGAUGGAAGAAGAUUAUGACCCAUCAUCCGUUGAUGACAAUUUCUGGUAAAUCAUAUAAAUGUACAGUUGAUUGAACUUCAUCUGAUUGUUGAUGAUACUAGUUACAGGUUAGUUACUUGUGUAUAUGGUAAACAGAAUAAAUGGGGGGAAAAUUAUAAGUGAUCUGCAUUGAACAUUGAUGUUUACUAAUGAAUUUUCUGUUCAUAUACACUCACGA